Molecule: messenger RNA, 1575 nt
Organism: Pseudocercospora fijiensis CIRAD86
Lineage: Eukaryota; Fungi; Ascomycota; Dothideomycetes; Mycosphaerellales; Mycosphaerellaceae
Product: glycoside hydrolase family 27 carbohydrate-binding module family 35 protein
Exons: 2
Coding region: 1-1575 (524 amino acids)
Biological process (GO): carbohydrate metabolic process
Molecular function (GO): carbohydrate binding; hydrolase activity, hydrolyzing O-glycosyl compounds
Source: RefSeq, a predicted model, not a curated record
AUGGGCUUCAAUACUUACAACGACGUGGCCUGCACGCUGAAUCAGUCGUAUGUGCAGAACACGAUAAAUGCCUUCUCUAGCAAAGGAUUCGGUGAUCUAGGCUACAAGUACUUUCAGAUCGACUGUGGAUGGCAGGGCCGCCAGCGGCAAAGCAAUGGCUCCAUCACGUAUGAUGCCAGCGUCUUUCCAGAUGGCAUAACUCCUCUUUCGAAGUUGGCGAUCAGUAAAGGAUUUCAAUGGUCCAUGUAUACCGAUCAAGGAAUAUAUGCCUGUGACACGGCCAAGGAGUUAAGGCCUGGGAGCCUGAACUAUGAGAAGCAGGACGCUCUCAUGUUCGCAGCCUGGAACACUGCAUACGUCAAGAUCGACAACUGUUACGUGGAUGGAGGAAGUUCCGAACAGAACGCACCCAAAGAUCCUCGAACCGAUUUUCCGUCGCGAUAUCAGGUCAUUUCUUCGGCAAUUCAAGACGUGGGCAUCAAAGGCAUCUUGAUUUGCCAAUGGGGUACGCCAUACCAGAGCCCGAGUGGAUUGCAGGGCCCUUCCGCGUGGACUCCCUCUUUGUCUAAUUCCAAUCGAGUGUCGGAUGAUAUCAUUCAAGGCUGGGCCAAUGUCAUGCGUAUCAUGAACGAAGCCAUUCACGUCAAUUUGCGAGGUCUGUCUGGGCCAAGUCAUUUCGCUGAUAUGGAUCUACUCGAGGUCGGCAAUCCUGGGAUGACGGUUGACGAACAGGCGAGCCACUUCGCUAUCUGGGCAUAUUUCAAGAGUGCUCUGAUGGUUUCGACCGCUAUACCCACGAUGAGCACUGCGACUCAGAACAUCUUGCAGAACAAGGACCUGAUCGCGAUCAACCAAGACUCGCUUGGCGAGCCCGUGAAGCUCGUGCAGCGCUUCACCGACGAUAGCGACGUAUAUGCUGGCUGUCUUGCAAAUGGGGACCGGGCUGUCCUGCUUCUUGACCAGUCUAACCAGACUCGAUCGCUGGCAAUCAAUUUUCCAGAUCUUGGAAUUGCUUCAGCGACGGUGAAGAACUUGUGGACUGGUCGCACGAGAACUGGCCAAACCUCGUAUACAGCGCAGGUCAAUGCGCAUGGCUCGCUUCCACUUCGACUCAGCGACAUUCAGACCGUUCCAGUUCCUGCACCUAAGCUCACCUGGAUUGAAGCAGAGUCCGGCACACUCGCCGGCGGAGCCAACAUUCAAUUCUGCUCUGGCUGUUCCGGCUCUUCGAAAGCAGGAAACAUUAGCGCAGAAGGUGGAUCUCUCACCCUCAGCGGCAUUCGAACGAGUCAAGCGACGCAGGACGUGCGAUUCGAUUACAUUGACUGCGAGAUCGGCUACUUGGCGGAUCAGGGGACGAACGUCCGAGGAGCGAGUAUCAGUGUCAAUGGAGGUCCAGGGCAAAAUGUCCUGUUUCCGCUGACUGGCUACAACUGGGACCGAGACGUCACGAGGAACCACUUGGUGAGGCUGAGCGGAUUCAGCACAAGCGGCAUAAAUACGAUCAAGAUCAGCGGCCUCAGCGGAAGCUCGACGUACGCUCCAGAUUUCGAUCGUAUUGGCGUUGUAGCUUGA